Grammomys surdaster is the source of this 1198-nucleotide messenger RNA. RefSeq names its product mitochondria localized glutamic acid rich protein (gene Mgarp). The record is from RefSeq and is a predicted model, not a curated record. Gene Ontology annotation, biological process: anterograde axonal transport. Gene Ontology annotation, cellular component: mitochondrion; mitochondrial outer membrane. Lineage: Eukaryota; Metazoa; Chordata; Mammalia; Rodentia; Muridae. Bases 61 to 864 code for a protein of 267 amino acids. The transcript is spliced from 4 exons.
AGGCUCCUCCCUCUGAGCCUGGGUUGCUUGCUCCGCCACUGCAUCUCAGCGCAUCCGGCGAUGUAUCUCCGCAGGGCUGUGUCCAAGACUCUGGCGCUGCCCCGGAGGGCGCCCCCCGGUCCCGCGCCGCUGGGGAAGGACGCAUCUCUUCGCCGAGUGUCAUCCAGCAAAUUCCCUGGAACAUCUGGCUCCAAUAUGAUCUAUUACCUGGUUGUAGGUGUGACAGUCAGUGCUGGUGGAUAUUAUACUUACAAGGCUUUCACGUCAAAGCAAGUCAGACAUACAGAACAUGUAACCGAACCAAAAGAACAAACAAAGGCAGAGUUACAACCAGUUCCAGGUGAAAAGGAGCAUGUGGCAGAAGCCGAGAAAGCAUGUUCAGAGACUGGAGAAAUUUCUGUAAAGGAAGCUGAAUCGGUAGAUGCCGAGGAAGUCCCAGAGGCUGCAGCUGUGCCUCCAGAAGAGUCUCAGGCCUCCGCCUCUGAGGUCCCUGCCGAAGUGGCUUUGGUGGAGACAUCUGUAUCGGGCUCAGAGCCUGAGCUGAAGAUCGCCGACAUUUCCCUGGUGGAGACCACCGAGGGUGUCCCUGAAUCCACUCCGGAGGUGGAGAGUGCAGCGCCAGAUCAGGCUGAUGUUUGCAAUGAAGGGGCUGAUACCAGCAAGGAGGGGGCUGAUACCAGCAAGGAGGGGGCUGAUACCAGUAAGGAGGCUGAAGGUACCACUACUGAAGACCGGAGCUCGAUCUCCGAGGAGAGUGCCGAACUAGAAGAAGAAAGCUCUCCCUUAGGCUCUGAACCGUCUGCCCAGCCUGAGUCACAAGAAGAAACCGAGGUCACAGCGGAAGCAGCAUCACCCCAAGGCUGAUCUGCAAAAUUCUAUAGUUGCUUUUGUAUUUUUAGUAACCUUAGCUCUUCUUUCUAGAAUAUUUUAAUAUACCUUAAAUAAUUUGUCUUUACUAAUAGCUAUUUGAUUGGGGUUUGGUAUUUUACAUGUCUUAAUAGUUUUCUACCCUCUAAAAUCAGGCUGUUAAGACCUUAACUAAUGUUAAGUUUGGAUUUAAGUUUUACAUUUUAGAAAUCGUUGUUAACAACCUGUGUCACUUUGAUUUUGCUUUGCCUUUUCUCUUACUUUAUUAUAUGUAAGACUAGCUUAUUGGGUUUGAUGUGAACUCAUUUAAAUAAAAUUAGAAAAUCCUAAA